Messenger RNA from Williopsis jadinii, 1413 nucleotides. It is a transcript of the gene SOF1, whose product is annotated as rRNA-processing protein SOF1. Gene Ontology annotation, molecular function: protein binding. The transcript has a single exon. Bases 1 to 1413 code for a protein of 470 amino acids. Gene Ontology annotation, biological process: maturation of SSU-rRNA from tricistronic rRNA transcript (SSU-rRNA, 5.8S rRNA, LSU-rRNA). Lineage: Eukaryota; Fungi; Ascomycota; Saccharomycetes; Phaffomycetales; Wickerhamomycetaceae. The record is from RefSeq and is a predicted model, not a curated record. Gene Ontology annotation, cellular component: nucleolus; small-subunit processome.
AUGAAGAUCAAGACCAUCAGUCGUUCAGCAGACAACUAUGUUCCUGUGAGAUCCACGCAGGAGUCACAGAUGCCACGUAACUUGAACCCAGAGCUCCAUCCUUUUGAGAGGGCUCGUGAAUAUACAAAGGCACUCAACGCUACAAAAAUGGAGCGUAUGUUUGCAAAGCCUUUCCUGGGACAGUUAGGUAAUGGGCACAGAGAUGGUGUGUAUACGAUCGCUAAGAAUUUCAAAGUGUUGAACAAGAUUGCGACCGGAUCUGCAGACGGUGUGAUCAAGUAUUGGGAUUUGGGUUUACAACAGGAAAUUGCUGGGUUUAAAGCCCAUUACGGCCAAGUCACCGGAACCGCUGUCACGCCAAAGGGUUUGCUAUUGAGUUGUGGUGAUGAUAAGACCAUAAAGCUGUGGAGUGUGAAUUCAGAAGAGUACCAAGGUGCCGGUGAAGAGGAAGUUACCAAGCAAGGUCUACUCAAGACCUUUUACGGAGAACAUAGCUUCAAAGGGUUGGAUCAUCACAGGGAUGAUUCCACAUUUGUCACUGGAGGUGCUGUGAUUGAACUCUGGGACUCCCAGAGAUCAAGGCCUGUCUCCAACCUAUCGUGGGGUUGUGAUAAUGUCAACUCCGUGGUGUUCAACAAGACCGAGACCAGUAUAUUGGCAUCUUCUGGAAGUGACAACAGUGUUGUUUUGUACGACAUUAGAACCAACUCUCCAACUCAAAAGCUCAUUCAAACACUACGCACCAAUUCGAUUGUAUGGAAUCCUAUUGAAGCCUUCAACUUUGUCACUGCAAAUGAAGACCACAACUUGUACUACUACGAUAUGAGAUACAUGAAAAGAGCAAUGAACGUCUACAAGGGUCACGUUGCAGCUGUGUUGGACGUUGACUUCUCACCAACAGGACAGGAGAUUGUUAGUGGAUCUUACGAUAAGACGAUAAGAAUAUUCAAGACGAGAGAGGGUCAUUCUAGAGACAUCUACCACACAAAGAGAAUGCAGCACGUGUUCCAAGUGAAAUUCUCCAUGGAUUCCAAGUACAUCUUGAGUGGUUCAGACGAUGGUAACAUUCGUAUGUGGCGUGCCAAUGCUUCUGAACGUGCCAAUGUGAAGUCGUCCAAGGAAAGAGCCAAGUUGGAGUACGACGAGGCACUGAAGGAGAGAUUCAAAUACAUGCCAGAGAUCAAGAGAAUAUCGAGACACAGACAUCUACCAGUCGUUGUCAAAAAGGCUACAGAGAUCAAGAGUGUUGAGUUACAGAGCUUAAAGAGAAGAGAAGAGAACGAGAGAAGACAUAGCAAGCCUGGUAGCAAACCGUACAAGAGUGAAAGGGAAAAGCAAAUCUCGGGCCUUGUGUUUAACGAGGAUGAAACAGGGGCACACAAGACCAACUCCAGAAAGCGUAAGGGCAAAUAA